Molecule: messenger RNA, 3414 nt
Organism: Momordica charantia (bitter melon)
Lineage: Eukaryota; Viridiplantae; Streptophyta; Magnoliopsida; Cucurbitales; Cucurbitaceae
Product: calmodulin-binding transcription activator 3
Biological process (GO): regulation of transcription by RNA polymerase II
Cellular component (GO): nucleus
Molecular function (GO): transcription coregulator activity; protein binding; double-stranded DNA binding
Source: RefSeq, a predicted model, not a curated record
GAACUCCAACGUGUCGUUGUCAGCAAGAAUUCCUUGCAGGGAAGCGAGUGAUCCCAUUCCCGAUGAUCAACGCAACCACCUGAACGAACGAAGAAAUUCCAUAGCCGCAACCGUUCGUGUGAACGCAAAUCACAGAUUCGUUGACUCCAAAUCCAUCAUCUCUUUCACACAUCCCAUCCUUCUUCUUCUUCAAUCUCACUUUCCUUUUGUUUUUCUCCCAUUUCGCCUCGUCUCUCGCAACCAUUGCGCUUUCUAGGGGUCGUCUUCCGAGAUUCCGAUUGGAACUUACGAUUGAUGGUGGGGACAAGUAGUGUGUUUCACUGUGUAAUGCUGUCUUAGAUGGCUGAGAGCAGGAAAUUCAUUCCCACUCAUCAUUUAGAUCUAGGACGGAUAGUACAGGAAGCACAGAAUCGGUGGCUUCGGCCAGCUGAAAUCUGUGAAAUUCUUCGGAACUACAGAAAGUUUCAUUUAGCACCAGAUCCUCCAGUUCGGCCUCCAGCUGGAUCCUUGUUCCUUUUUGAUCGGAAAGCACUUAGAUACUUUCGUAAAGAUGGUCAUAGAUGGAGGAAGAAGAAAGAUGGAAAAACUGUCAAAGAAGCUCAUGAAAAGUUGAAGGCUGGAAGUGUGGAUGUUCUGCAUUGCUACUAUGCACAUGGUGAGGACAAUGAGAACUUUCAGCGACGAAGUUAUUGGAUGCUUGAUGGGCAAUUAGAGCAUAUUGUCCUUGUGCAUUACAGAGAAGUAAAGGAGGGUUACAAGUCUGGCAUCUCUCGUGUGUCAGUUGAUCCAGGGUCACAGGCUGGAGGCCAUCAAGGUGGUACAACACCCGUCUUUCUGCAGGCAAAUUCACCUGUUGGCUCAGCUCAUACUUCAUGUCCAUUAAUUCUUAGGCAAAUAGUGCGCUCAGAGAAUGGGGGUGUGGAUUCUAGCAUCAGACAUGACUCUGUAGUCUCUUCUGAUGUUAAUCAUGUGCUUAAAUCCAGUAUGUCGCCUGUAUAUUUGCCUGCAGGGUCAUCUGUCUUGUCUGAACAAGAAUUCGUGAUUAUACAAUCUGGCACAACAGACUCCAUUACGCAUGAGUUGACAGAUGCUAGAUUGGCUUUUUGUGGCUUAGAGAAAGAUAUGGUAAAUAGUGAAGAUGGCUUGAUUGCCGAUGCAGAUAUACCUGCAGCGAAAGCAGUUACUCAGAGAACUGUUCAGGUGGUAGAUAAUUCCUGUGUUAAGGUAGAAAAGACAUUAAAAGAUAAUUUGAACCAUGAAGGUUUUGGAGAACUCAAAAAACUCGACAGUUUCAGCAGAUGGAUGGAUAAGGAAAUUGGAGGAGACUGUAAUGAUUCUUUGAUGACUUUGGACUCUGGUAAUUAUUGGUGCACACUUAAUGCUGGAAAUAAUGAGAAGGAAGUGUCCAGUUUUUCACAUCACAUGCAGCUGGAUGUUGAUUCACUGGGGCCUUCUCUUUCCCAAGAACAGUUAUUCAGUAUUAUUGAGUAUUCCCCGGAUUGGACAUAUCGUGGAAAUGUAACAAAGGUCCUAAUAGUUGGCUCAUUUCUGGGAAGCAAAAAACUUUCUUCAGAAAAUCAGUGGGGAUGCAUGUUUGGUGAAGUUGAGGUUCCGGCAGAAGUUCUGACAAACAAUGUACUUCGAUGUCAAGCUCCUCCUUUGCAUGCUCCAGGGCGUAUUCCCUUUUACGUGACAUGCUGUAAUAGGCUAGCCUGCAGUGAGGUUAGAGAGUUUGAAUAUCGUGAAAAGCCACCAAACCUUUCAGUACCUGAUGCUAUCACUGCCAGUGCACCAGAAGAUGAAAUACGGCUCCAAAUGCGUCUGAUAAGCUUGUUGAAUUUAGGUGUAGAGGAAAAGUGGUUGAAUUGCUCUAUCCAAAAAUGUGAGAAAUGCCAAAUCAGAAGCUUGAUAAAUUCAGAAAGAAGUAAUAGUGCAAAAUGGAGAAUGAUGAAAGGGAUUUCUACUGCACUAAAAAGUGAGCAAAUGACCCCUAGGGAUUUGAUGAUUCAAACUUUGCUGGAGGACAAACUUUGCGAGUGGCUAGUAUGCAAGGUUCACGAAGGGACUAGGGGAACACAUGUUUUGGAUGAUGAGGGCCAGGGCGUCAUACAUUUGGCAGCUGCUCUUGGCUAUGAAUGGGCCAUAGGUCCAUUAGUUGCUUCUGGGAUCAGUCCAAACUUCAGAGAUUCAAAUGGAAGGACAGCUCUUCACUGGGCGUCCUACUUUGGGAGGGAAGAUACAGUCACUACACUGAUUAGGUUUGGGGCUGCUCCUGGUGCCGUGGACGACCCAACUUCAGGAUUUCCAGAAGGACAAAAAGCUGCAGAUUUGGCAUCAAGUAGAGGGCAUAAGGGAAUUUCUGGGUAUUUAGCUGAAGCUGAUCUUGCAGAACAUUUGCGUACUUUGACCAAUGGUGAAAAUCAUGUGGACAAUGUCGAGGAAAAUGUUAACUUUGAUGAGGCUAUUCAGACUGCAGAUGUUGUAUCAUCACAGAUGGCGGAAGAUGAGCUCCUUUCCCUGAAAAGCUCUCUCGCUGCUGUUAGGAAGUCUGUUCGUGCUGCUGCCUUAAUUCAUGCCGCUUUCCGUGCUCGUUCAUUUCGUCAUAAACAAUUAAUGGAAAGUGACAAGGAGAUGAUACCUGAAGAUUCACUUGACCUAGUAGCUCUUGGCAUUUUAAACAAGGCUCAAAAAAUUCACUAUGAGGAUUAUUUACAUGUUGCAGCUGUGAGGAUACAACAAAAUUAUCGUGGCUGGAAGGGAAGAAAAGAAUUUUUGAAGAUAAGAAACCGAAUCGUCAAAAUCCAGGCUCAUGUGAGAGGAUAUCAAGUUCGUAAACAGUAUAGAAAGGUCAUUUGGUCUGUUAGUAUUGUAGAAAAGGCAAUUCUGCGUUGGAGGCGGAAAAGAGUCGGUUUGCGAGGGUUCAAGGCUGAAGGGGCAACUGGAACAGUUGUUACCCCACACCCACAGGUGGAGAAAAGUGAUGAAUAUGAGUUUCUACGAAUUGGCCGCAAGCUAAAAUAUGCUGGUGUUGAAAAGGCUCUAUCUCGCGUCAAGUCCAUGGCUCGUUUUCCCGAGGCUCGCCAUCAGUAUAUGAGACUGGUAGCAAAGUUUGACAAUUUUAAGAUAAAUGAGGAAGAAACCAGUGCCUCAAAUCAAGGUGAGAGUUCACAAGACACCCAUAAGGAAAGACAUUUGCCUCAAUUUUCAGCUGCUGAUCAGUAACUAUUGUGAUUCUGCCAUCAGGUUACAGUUUACAUUGUAAAUAUGUCAUUUUUAACCUCUUAGAAUGUGUAGGAAAAAAUAAUGACUAAUUGCAUAAGAAAGAAAGGUUUUUCACUCUUUUUUUUUUUUGGUCAAAAUGUAAAUAACUCAAGUUUUGAAAUGUUUUUUGGGGAAAAAAUAUGUCUCUUCUUG